Messenger RNA from Oncorhynchus mykiss (rainbow trout), 3822 nucleotides. Lineage: Eukaryota; Metazoa; Chordata; Actinopteri; Salmoniformes; Salmonidae. The record is from RefSeq and is a predicted model, not a curated record.
AACCGACUUCCUUCAUAACGCAACCCCGCCCGCCCGACUGACUGACAACACAAGACAACGAAGAUCCAUCCGCUCCUCGGGCGUCUGACCAAUUCUGCCACAGAGAAGGAGAGGAGGAAGGACUAUGUUAGCUUAGUGCUGCUGGUGACUGUUAGAGUGUGUAACAUGCUGACUAGAUCAGUUGGCAACCAACUUUAAGAUGCAUUACCAGCACCAACUGGUUUGGAGUGUGGACCUCAGAUUUGCUUUCAAUCACCCACGUGGGUAUAUGCUCCUAAAAACCAGCGAGGAGAUGGGAGAGCCAGGACUUGCAGUUUGGAUGAAAUUAUUGAAUAACAGGAAUCAAGGUUGCUGAGGGUGAGAGGUGAGAGUUGAAGGGUCGGCAGCGCAGCAGGCAUGCAGAGCAUUAAGUGUGUAGUGGUGGGCGACGGUGCCGUAGGGAAGACCUGUCUGCUCAUCUCCUACACAACUGGAGCCUUCCCUAAGGAAUAUAUACCCACCGUGUUUGACAAUUAUAGCAGCCAGGUGACAGUAGACGGGCGCUCCAUCAGUCUGAACCUGUGGGACACGGCAGGUCAGGAGGAGUAUGACCGUCUGAGGACCCUGUCCUACCCUCAGACCAACAUCUUCAUCAUCUGCUUCUCCAUCUCCAGCCCCGCUUCCUAUGAGAACGUCAAACACAAGUGGCACCCAGAGGUGUCCCACCACUGCCCCGGUGUGCCUGUCCUCCUGGUAGGCACUAAGAGCGACCUGCGUAACGAUGAGGAGACCCAGCGCAAGCUGAAGGAGCAGAGCCAAUCUCCUGUCACUCAUCACCAGGGGGCGGGACUGGCCCGUCAGAUCCAAGCCGCCCGCUACCUGGAGUGUUCCGCCCUCAACCAGGAUGGGAUCAAAGACGUGUUCGCUGAGGCCGUCCGAGCCUUCCUCAACCCCCAGCACACCACCAGCAAGAGGUCCUGUAGGCUACUGUAGAGAGAGAGAGAAAGAGUAAAGGAGGGGUAAAAAAGACUGAUGUUUGCUGAGGCCAUCCAAGCCUUCCUCGACCCCCAGCACACCACCAGCAAGAGGUCAAGAAGGGGAAAGAAGGGUGGUUAGCUAGAUGAAGAGACAGAAGGGGGUGGGCAGUUGAAACUGAAAAACUUACUGCAACAAUGGAAAUAAUAAGAAUGUACAUGACUAUGGUAGAAUAAUUCAGUUACAUGUAAAUAUGACAGGAGAACAGUAUUCUCUUUUCCCCCAGUGACCGACGAGCCUUACUAUUGGGAAGAGGGAGGGGCAACUGCACUCUGCAAAUGACGAAUUACAGUGAUCUGUUAUCAUGGACACUUGGGCAGUUCUGAUAGGCCAGAGCAGUGUCACUCAACGGCUUUACCAGAGACUGAUUGGUCUGUGAUGGUGGCGUCUACUUUCUCUUCCCACUCCUUGACCCUAGUCUCUUUUCCUCUUAUUCCAGUUUUAGAGCUCAGUAGAAACCCAACUAAAGCAUAUGUAAAGCAUAUUGAGAAAAAUCAUGAUGAGCCAUGCCUCUUUCAAUUCCCAGAAAAGAGCCUUUAAUAUUUGUUUGUUUGUAAAUCAAAAAUGUGCCUUGUGUGUUGACGCUGGCUGCCUCUGUUCAGGCCAGAGGUUAGAGGUCGCAGAUGAAGCUGGGGAGCUGAGAGGUUGUGUCCCAAAAGUUGUGAAACCUUUUUUCCACGACCGCUGAUCUUCCUUCAUAUCUUCCCUUAUAUCAUAAUCAUUCGCAAGGAGAUUCCUGCAAAAAUAUUAUUUGAAGUUGUAUACUACGAAGCAAGCUAGAUCUACUCAGGCUUUUAUAACGCUAGCCAGCUUCAGUUAGCGUCACAUUCCAGAUCAGGCUUUUAUGAAGUUAGCCUACUUCAAUUAGCUUCACAUUCCAGAUCAGGCUUUUAUGAAGCUAGCCUACUUCAAUUAGCUUCACAUUCCAGAUCAGGGUUUUAUGAAGCUAGCCUACUUCAAUUAGCUUCACAUUCCAGAUCAGGGUUUUAUGAAGCUAGCCUACUUCAAUUAGCUUCACAUUCCAGAUCAGGCUUUUAUGAAGCUAGCCUACUUCAAUUAGCUUCACAUUCCAUAUCAGGCUUUUAUGAAGCUAGCCUACUUCAAUUAGCUUCACAUUCCAGAUCAGGGUUUUAUGAAGCUAGCCUACUUCAAUUAGCUUCACAUUCCAGAUCAGGGUUUUAUGAAGCUAGCCUACUUCAAUUAGCUUCACAUUCCAGAUCAGGCUUUUAUGAAGUUAGCCUACUUCAAUUAGCUUCACAUUCCAGAUCAGGGUUUUAUGAAGCUAGCCUACUUCAAUUAGCUUCACAUUCCAGAUCAGGGUUUUAUGAAGCUAGCCUACUUCAAUUAGCUUCACAUUCCAGAUCAGGCUUUUAUGAAGCUAGCCUACUUCAAUUAGCUUCACAUUCCAGAUCAGGCUUUUAUGAAGCUAGCCUACUUCAGUUAGCGUCACAUUCCAGAUCAGGCUUUUAUGAAGCUAGCCUACUUCAGUUAGCGUCACAUUCCAGAUCAGGCUUUUAUGAAGCUAGCCUACUUCAAUUAGCUUCACAUUCCAGAUCAGGGUUUUAUGAAGCUAGCCUACUUCAAUUAGCUUCACAUUCCAGAUCAGGGUUUUAUGAAGCUAGCCUACUUCAAUUAGCUUCACAUUCCACAUCAGGCUCGUACUACUACGGUGGAUAUUGCUCUUCCGCCUGCCGCUAACUCUAGCAGGCUGGUUACUGCGCGUGCAUGUAGCACAUGGCUAGUCGAAUGCCAAACUCGUCAUUGAGACAAUGCUGAAACGUCAAUCUAUGGGCGAGUCAGUGCCACACUAUGAUUUGUGCCGAAAUUUAGAAGUGCCAUCUUUAUUUGAUUACUUAUCGUUAAUUCUAAGUUUGUUGUGCUUUUGUGUGCUCAUCAAUGCACGAGCACCUUCUGUAGAACAGCUUGUUGCGUUGUGGCCACAGACAUAUAAUCCAUAGCAGGGUUUUGGAACCUCUAAACCUGGCAAUUUGACUGUAACCUAACAUAGCAGGCAUAAAAGAAACACCUGAAACUAGAUCCCCUACAUACUGGUCUUGACGAGAAGAAAAAGGUCAUUUUCUGCACUGUUCAACCAAUCCAGUUAAUAUGGAGGAGGUGUUAAGAUGGGGUGUCAUGCUGUUAAUGUCUGAAAGCAGAAGUCGCGCCACAGGCUCUUUUUCCAUUUCCCCUGAAAACCAGCACAUCCAGUUGUUGGGGACUCAACAGAGGCUACAUACACUAGCAAUGGCUGCCAGUCUUCACUUGAAUGGGAACUGCCAUCUAUGGAUUAUGGUUGGUUGCCUUUCGCAAAUUUCAAAAUACAAUUGCACAAAAAAACAUACCGUUUGGAAAGCAAGUACUGUCAUUACUAAAUGUGUCAUGUGAUAGGUGUUAAAAAUAUAUAUAUUUACACACAAAAAACAUUUUAUUAAUAUAUUUAACCAAUCGUCUUCCUCAAAUGAAGGGGGUAAUGACCCAAUCUUUGCGAGAGGGAGGGUAUCUGAUUUCAUUGGUCCUCAUGGCUCAGACACUUCAUUCAGGAUAAAUGGAGUUAGUCCUGAGUUAGCCUUCAGGUUAGACACAGCUUGAGUCCAGUCUCUUUGCUACAGGAAGUAAUCCUUCUACUGAGGUUCACAAUGAGACAGAGAGCCAUUUCCACUUCCCCCCUCACUUCCUGUCUGCCUGUAUACCUUCCAGACCAUUCCAACAGUAGAAUCUUUAGACCACCCUUGCCCCCCCCCUUUUCAUCUGCUCUUCUCCCCUCCCUCACCUCUCCUUUCCCCUAUUCUCAUACCCUCUGCCUCCACC